AUGGCUGAAAACUCGUUGGAGUCGAUCCCAUUGUACUUGAAAGAGUCGCUUGAUCCACGAAAUGCUAAGCGUGCAGAGGCUCAGUUGAAAUCCAUCGAGACUCAACCUCAUUUCGCCAUAAACUUGUUACAUGUAGUGGCAUCUACAAACGUGGAGCCCUCCGUCAGGCUCGCAGGUGCCUUGUUCUUGAAGAAUCUAAUCAGACGCAAGUGGGUUAACGAAGACGGCGAGUACUUGCUCUUCCUAGAUGACGUGGAAUACAUUAAAAGAGAGAUCUUGAAUGUGAUGAUCAAGUUACCCAACAAUUUGCAAGUGCAAUUGGGGGAGUGCAUUUCCAUCAUUGCAGAGCUGGACUUCCCUCAUAAGUGGGAGAACUUGAUUGAUGAUCUUGUGGCCAAGUUGUCUGCCGACGACUUUGUAUUGAACAAAGGUAUCUUGUUGGUUGCACACUCCAUAUUCAAGAAGUGGAGACCGCUCUUCCGCUCCGAUGAGCUAUUCUUAGAGAUUAAGAUGGUCUUGGACAAGUUUGCAUCUCCAUUUUUGUCCAUGUUGGCCAAAACUGACGAGCUCAUCACAGAAGCUACUGCAAAGAAUGACUCGGCAUCCCUCGCUAUAUAUAUGGAAUGCCUAUUGCUUGAGGUUCAGAUCUAUUACGAUUUGAACUGUCAGGAUAUUCCGGAAUUCUUCGAGGAUAACAUGACAACUGGUAUGGGAAUUAUGCACAAGUAUUUGAAUUAUCAGACCAAUUUGAUUGGCGAUGCGGACGAUGACGAAGACAUUGAUGCUCUCAUCAAGACCAAAACGGCCAUUAUUGAAUUGAUCUCCUUGUACACAACAAGAUACGCCGAGGAGUUUGACCCGAUGAUUCAGGAUUUCAUUACGUCUGUAUGGCAGACCGUGAAUUCCUACGUGACUAAGCAACCAAAAUUUGACUUGCUUGCAGUGAAAGCAUUGUCGUUCUUGACUUCUAUCACCAAAGUGGCCAAGUAUAAAUCCUUUUUCGACAAUGAAGCUGCAAUCAAAGAGAUCAUCGAAAAGAUCAUUUUGCCCAACAUAGCAUUCAGGGAGGUAGACGAGGAAACAUUUGAGGACGAGCCCAUUACAUUUGUCAGAUCUGAUUUGGAGGGUUCAGACUUCGACUCGAGACGUAAGUCUUCCACUGACUUCUUGAGAGAGUUGAAGGAAGUUAAUACUGAGUUGUUGACCAACACGGUCAUGACAUAUGUUAAUCAAUUCUUGUCGCAUUCUGACUGGAGAAACAGAGACAUUGCCAUUUACUUGUUUACGUCGUUGGCCGCUAAGGGUUCUGUGACCAAUAUUGGUGUCACCUCCACCAACAUGUUGGUUGAUGUGGUUCAGUUUUUUACCAACAAUAUUGCUUCGUACUUGGUGGAAGAUGCAUCUCCGAUCUUGAAAGCAGAUGCAAUCAAGUACAUCAUGACCUUCAGAAACCAGCUCACAAAGGACCAGCUUGUCACCACCAUCCCAUUACUUAUUAACCACUUGAAGAUGGAGAAUGUUGUGGUGCAUACGUUUGCAGCCAUUACUCUUGACAAGUUAUUUUCGAUGACCAGUUUCGCAAACUCUAAGCAUUCACGUAUCUUCGACAAGCAUGACAUUCAGCCUUAUAUUAAUGAUCUUUUGAAUAGUUUAUUUGUGCUUAUUUUGAAGAACAGUGCCCCUGAGAAGUUGUCCGAAAAUGAGUUCUUGAUGAAGACUGCCAUGAUAGUUCUCACAACGGCUGAAGAUGCUGUGGAUGAAAACUUCAAAAUUAAGAUUAUCGAGCAGUUACUUAACAUUUUGGCUAUCAUCGCCAAGAAUCCUUCGAACCCAAGAUUCACCCAUUACACAUUUGAGUGCUUGGGUCUCCUAAUAAAAUCUGGUUCAGGAAAAGGUACCAAGGAUGCAGAAAACAUCUCCAAGUACAUCAGUGUCAUCAUGCCUUCGCUAUUGCAAAUUCUUAGCGAAGACGUUCAGGAGUUUGUUCCCUACACCCUCCAGAUCUUAGCAUACUUGCUCGAGAACUUGCCAAAGUCCCAACCAAUGCCCGAACAAUACUCCAGUCUCGUCAAGCCUCUCAUGUCUCCAGUUGUGUGGGAGUUCAGAGGAAACAUUCCUGGGUUGACGAGACUUCUCAUUGCUAUAAUGACUCAUGACCCAGCUCCUUUUGGCACAAGUCCACAGGAGCUCACUCCGUUGUUGGGAGUGUUCCAGAAAUUAAUUGCAUCCCGAGCCAACGAUGUAUAUGGCUUUGACUUGUUGCAAGCCAUUUUGUUGAAUAUCCCACUCACCUUGAUGUCAAAUUACUUGAACCAGAUUGCUGUGUUGUUGUUGACUAGGUUGAAGACCUCGAGAACCGAAAAGUUCAUUAAGAAGUUCGUCGUAUUUCUCAUGUCUUUAUGUUGCAUUCCUUUGAACGAAGAGCUUUCUUCCAAGUGUGGUGGUCACAUCAAUGGCGAGUUUGUCAUCACAUUCAUUGAUUCCGUUCAGCAAGGGGUUUUCCAACAAAUCUUCACCAGUUUUGUUUUACCUACAUCGGAGGGUUUUGCCAACUUGCAAGAUAAGAAACUCACUGCAUUGGGUCUUUCCCAAUUGGUCUUGUCUCCGUCGUUCACCGAGGGUAAUUACAAGGUUCUUCUUGUGCCAACCAUUGAACAAUUGGCCAAGAAUUUAACCCUUUUGCAGGGUAUUUCUAAGGCCACUAGUACCGUGAACAACACCAUCACGGGUGACUCCAAUACCACCAGUGUAGCUAUCAAUGAGUUAGACUUGGAAAGUGCGCUGUAUGGAUCGUCUUUCUCGAGACUUGUGUCGAUUCAAUUAAGAGCAUUUGAUCCAGUUCCCCAGGUGAGCAAUGAAGAUUUCAAGUCCAUCAAGUAUGGAGCAGUGAGCAGUAUCCAGAAGCUUGCACCACUUGGAGUUUUGAACGGGCUCAGUGACGACGCCAAGGGGGUCAUUUCUACAUAA
This is a messenger RNA of Sungouiella intermedia, 2967 nucleotides long. Lineage: Eukaryota; Fungi; Ascomycota; Pichiomycetes; Serinales; Metschnikowiaceae. The record is from the annotation of a GenBank genome assembly.